Molecule: messenger RNA, 1188 nt
Organism: Gloeophyllum trabeum ATCC 11539
Lineage: Eukaryota; Fungi; Basidiomycota; Agaricomycetes; Gloeophyllales; Gloeophyllaceae
Product: kinase-like protein
Exons: 4
Coding region: 1-1188 (395 amino acids)
Biological process (GO): protein phosphorylation
Molecular function (GO): ATP binding; protein kinase activity
Source: RefSeq, a predicted model, not a curated record
AUGUCCCCGCCACGCAUUCCUGCGACCUCUGGUUUUACCUCGCUGGACGCUUCGGAAAAGAUAGAAGAAGAAUCAUUUCCAUGGUACAGCCCCAGCACCUUCUAUCCCGUGCGCAUAGGGGAAGUCUUCCGGACCCGUUAUCAAGCUCUGGCAAAGCUCGGUUAUGGCAGCUCCGCCACCGUCUGGCUCGGUCGUGACCUUGUGGAGCACAGAUACGUGGCGCUCAAGGUGUGCGUGCGCGACUAUCCCAGCAUCCUCAGGGAGAAAAGCGCAUACGAGCGGCUGCGCUCAGUCAGGGAUUCUCCGUUUGUCCAAAAGUGCUGGGACACUUUCAAGAUCGACGGUAUUGGAGAUGCCUCUCAUGAGUGCCUCGUGCUCGAGCCGCUCAGCAUCAGCCUCGCUGCUUUGGGUGCGAGAAUGAGGGGCUGGGCGGACAUCCCCUCCUUUCGCGCGACGGCUCGGCAAGUUGUAGAAGCUUUGAGAUUUCUCCACGAGGAGGCUCACCUGAUCCACUGCGAUCUUCGCAAGGAGAAUUUCCUCUGUGGCGUUUCGAAGGACCGUGUCUUCCGAGAGAUCGAGGAACACGAAAACCGAGAGCCCUCUCCUCGGAAGAUCGACGGUGACCGCGUCAUACACACUUCUCGCCACAUCACCAUCAUCGCUGACCUGACGGGCGUUGUUCUGAGCGACCUCGGGGAAGCCCGCGCUGGCGACACUCCCGACGUCUACUACGAUGACAUCCAGCCGUUCCCGUACCGGGCGCCUGAGGUCAUACUGGAGGUUCCAUUCUCCUAUCCCGUGGAUAUAUGGAACGUCGGCGUCAUGCUCUGGCAUAUGUUUGAGCGGAAACCCUUGUUCCACCCGUACCUUCCUGAUGGGGAAGCGCAGAUGGUCCACCUAGCGGAAAUGGUUGCCGUCAUGGGUCCGCCACCGCCGGCCUUCCUUUCGCGCGUCAGGAGCCCAACUUACGUCCGCUGGAAUUAUUUCGACGCGAGCGGAAAGUGGACUGGCGUCAUACCGGUUCCAUCGGACAUGUCGCUCGAGUCAAGGGAGACACGAUUGGCCGGCGAAGAGCAAGCUGAGUUCUUGCGGUUCAUUCGGCGGUGCUUGCAGUGGGAGCCGGAGAAGAGGGCCACUGCCGCGGAGUUGUGUCAAGAUCCCUGGCUAAACGUCACUGCGCCUAGUUAG